UCUCACUGGAACUAGCUGCCUCGUUGUCCCGUUGUGCACGAGCCUACUAUAUUUCCAAAAUGUUGUCCAACAUCUUCCUCGCUUGUGUCCUGACCACAACAGUGCUGGGUUGUGCAGACCAUUCCAAUCACCUUCUGCAUCCUCAUGCGCGACGAGACCUUCCAAUCCAAGAGAUCGACCCUGGUAGAGAUCAUAACGACUGGACGUAUGAAGUUUCAUCAGAUUGGGGAUACAUCAAUCCCAAAUACUCUCUUUGCCAGAAUGGCACUCAGCAAGCUCCCAUCGGUCUGAGCACUGCUCAGGGUUUCUCCCAGGUCCACAAGCUAACCUUUGGCAACUAUGCUCAAAACGUGUCUGGGAAUUACUUCAACUGGGGAUACGGCCCGGCCUUUACACCCCACUAUGACAAACAGUCGGUGAGCAGUCUUCCCAACAUCACUUUCGACGGGGUCACUGGCUACAUGGUCGGGUGGCACACUCACGCUCCGGGCGAGCAUCCGGUCGACGGGAGACGAGGCAGGGCCGAGAUCCAUUUCGUGCACGCGGACGCGGAGGGCAACUAUGUCGGUGUCCUGGCCAUGCGCAUCAAUCCUUCCGGGAAUACCGACUCCAAGUUUGUCGCCCAAUGGCCAGGGUUCAUCGGCUUCAACGAGACCAGACAAUUGACCAACGUCAGACAAGACUUCGACCAGGCCAUGAGUGAGGUUGGUCACUUUGAAAACUUCUGGACCUACAUGGGUGGCUUGACCGUUCCUCCGUGCAAGGAGGGCAUCCGCUUCUUCAUGGCCGAGCAAAUACUGAACGUCAGCAACACGCAGAUGCAGAGCAUCCUGGGCAUGUCGGCCUACUCGACUCGCAUUGAGCAACCGAUUUGGUUACAGGGUGUCAACCAGUGAUUGAUUGCAAGACGAAGCUGAGAGAGCCGCCGCAUGGGGAACGUAUGUGCAUGUGCAUUAGAGAUUUUUGAAUAAAUAGUCAAGAUACACAAGACUGAAACCGAA
This is a messenger RNA of Exophiala oligosperma, 1001 nucleotides long. RefSeq lists its product as uncharacterized. The transcript is spliced from 2 exons. The record is from RefSeq and is a predicted model, not a curated record. Gene Ontology annotation, molecular function: zinc ion binding; carbonate dehydratase activity. NCBI's taxonomy places the organism in Eukaryota, Fungi, Ascomycota, Eurotiomycetes, Chaetothyriales, Herpotrichiellaceae. The coding region runs from base 60 to 896 and encodes 278 amino acids.